Messenger RNA from Salvia hispanica, 1746 nucleotides. NCBI's taxonomy places the organism in Eukaryota, Viridiplantae, Streptophyta, Magnoliopsida, Lamiales, Lamiaceae. The record is from RefSeq and is a predicted model, not a curated record.
AUGGCAAAGGAAGCUGGCGGAAUACAACAUCUUGGUUUUAAUCAUAUUGAUUUGAAGAACUAUUUGAGAACUAAGAGGACUUUGGAGAUUAAACAAGGAGAUAGUGGAGGUGUUUUGCAAUAUUUACAAAGGAUGACAAGUGAAGAUCCACAUUUUUACUAUGCUAUUCAAUUGGAUGUGGAAGAUCUAAUUACCAAUAUAUUUUGGACCGAUGGUAGAAUGAUACAAGAUUUUGGUCAUUUUGGUGACGUUGUUUGUUUCGAUACGACAUACAGAAAACAUCGAGAUGGCAGACCAAUUGCUUUGUUCGUCGGUGUAAAUCAUCAUAAACAAACAACUGUGUUCGGUGCAGCAUUAUUAUACGACGAAACAAUUGAAACCUUUGAAUGGUUGUUUGAUGCGUUUGAAGAUGCUAUGAUGGGAAAGAGACCAAAAACCAUUUUAACGGAUCAAGAUCAAGCAAUGAGCGCUGCUUUAGCUUCCAAGUGGCCAUCAACUUACCAUCGUUUGUGUGUUUGGCACAUUUUUCAGAAUGCAGCAAUUCAUCUUUCCAAUGUUUUUUCGAGUUUCGAGAAUACCUUUGCAGCUGAUUUUAGUCGUUGUGUGUACGACUUCGAAGAAGAAUCAGAAUUCCUUGAUGCAUGGAAUGGAAUGUUGGAGAAAUACAACCUGCAAGAUAAUCAAUGGUUGAAGAGAAUGUUUUCUCUAAGAGAAAAAUGGGCUUUAGUUUACGGAAGAAACACAUUUUGUGCUGAUAUGGUUUCUACACAACGAAGUGAGUGCAUGAAUGUUGUUGUGAAGCAUUAUGUAAAUUAUAAAAACAAUAUUGUCGAGGUGUUCCAUCAUUUUCAAAGGUUGAUAGAUGAUCGCCGUGAGAAAGAGUCGGCAGAAGAUUUCAAGAAUGCUCAAAGUUCACCUGUUAUGACAUUUCCAUUGGAAAUUCUGAAGCAUGCGGUUGCCGUAUAUACACAUAAGAUAUUUGCAUUGUUUAGUGAGGAGUUGAGGAAGGCAAUUGAAAGCAAGAUUGAAGGUGAGAGUCAACUUGGAACUUCUGUGAUAUAUAAGGUCAGGCCAAUUCAUCGGACUAAUGAAUAUAUAGUCACAUAUGAUUCCAUCGAAGGUUCCAUUUUUUGCAGCUGUAGGAAGUUUGAAUUCUCGGGUAUUUUAUGCUCACAUACUCUAAGAAUCUUAACAUUUAUGAAUGUUGUUCAAAUACCCGAUGAAUAUAUCUUAAAGCGAUGGACCAAACAUGCUAAGGGUGGAACAUCAAGAGUUUGUGAUGUAGGAGUUGGCAUUGUUGAUGAAAAAACAAGAAAGAAGCAGCGGUAUAAAGAGUUAUGUAACUCUUUCAUGCGUGUGGCAAUAAAAGCAGCUGAGAGUGAAGAUAGCUAUACUUCUGCUUUAGAUUGUCUCUUGAAAAUGGAAAAUAGUGUGGAUGGAAUGAUAGGGAAGGCAAAUACUGUACCAAUUGAGGCAAAGGACGGAGAUGUUGCAGUUGAUGAUGAAACCAAUGAAAGUCAAAUUAAAGGCUUGAAACCGAAAGGGAGAGUUACAUACCAUUCGAGUAAGAGGCCGAAAAAUGCUUUGGAACAAGCUAUUAGUAGAAAACGAAAACCAAAGCCGAAAGCAACAAAGAGUGGUUCGCAACAUGCUUCUUCUAUGCAGGAAUCCGAAGAGACUACACUCAUUAAUGAUGAUUACUGGAACGUGACAUACAGUGUUUUUGAUCCUCAAAGUACAUCAUAA